Molecule: messenger RNA, 1314 nt
Organism: Scheffersomyces stipitis CBS 6054
Lineage: Eukaryota; Fungi; Ascomycota; Pichiomycetes; Serinales; Debaryomycetaceae
Product: tRNA (guanine-N2-)-methyltransferase
Exons: 1
Coding region: 1-1314 (437 amino acids)
Biological process (GO): methylation
Cellular component (GO): cytoplasm
Molecular function (GO): nucleic acid binding
Source: RefSeq, a predicted model, not a curated record
AUGAAGAAUUACUUGAUAUACUUUGCUCAGUCGUAUCCCAACUUCAGAAGACCAGAGUUGGAGUCUUUGGCAAAUUUGAACAACUUUUCCUUCGACUUGAGCCAUCAUGAUGAAUCCAAACCUUUCAUCGUAGUGCAACUAGAAAACGAUGACCAAGCUAAAAAGAUAAUGGAUAGGUCCAUUUUGAGUAGAGGGAUAUAUGAAUUAUGGGGCCAGGGAUCCAACUAUGAUGAGCUCCAUGCCAACAUCAAGGCUACAUCACAAGACAAGUUCGAAGUGUACAAGAAGUCCAGUUUCAAGUUCGAUUUCAUCGGCUACAAGGGAAGCAAGAGCAGGGAAGAAAGAGUGGAAAUAAUACAAAAUUUCAAGUAUCUUGCUUUCGAAGGAGGUGUUCGUUUGAAGAAUCCUGAUGAAGUUUUUACUGUUUUGGAAGAAUACAGCGUAUCUGGAAUGGAGAAGGCUACAACACCACGUAACAUAUGGUUUGGAAGACAAGUGCAACUAAGUUCUAGAACUGAAAAUGUUCUCGAUAAGUACGAUUUGAGAAGAAGGAAAUACAUUGGAACAACUUCAUUCGAUGCCGAGUUGUCUUUGGUAACCUGCAAUAUUGGCCAGGUGGGUCCAGGAAAGGUAUGCUACGACCCAUUCACUGGAACUGGCUCAUUCCUAGUUGCAUCGGCCAAUUUUGGAGCCUUGCCUAUUGGUUCAGAUAUAGAUGUACGAAUGUUGAGAGGGAAAGGGAAAAACUGUAAUAUCCAAGCCAACUUCAAGCAAUACGGAACUUCAACUCAAUUUCUAGACGUCUUAACCAUGGACUUCACCAACAAUGCAUUCAGAAAGGAUUUCGUUAUUGACUCCAUCGUCUGCGACCCUCCCUACGGUGUCAGAGAAGGGUUGAAGGUUUGCGGAGCUAAGCAUCCCGAAAAGGCGGAAGGAAGAGAAAAUAUAGUUAUAGAAGGGGAGAAGGCUCAUUUGAGAAGAGACUUUAUUCAACCAAAGAAACCAUACGAGUUGUCGGAUUUAUUGGACGACCUUCUAUUUUUUGCGGGCGAGAGAUUGCCCAUAGGGGGUAGACUUGCAUUCUGGAUGCCUACAGCUAACGAUGAUUUCCAGGUGAACUUGAUUCCUCAGCAUGAACAACUCGAGUUGUUGUACAAUUUGGAACAAGAAUUCAACAAAUGGUCCAGAAGACUUUUGGUAUAUGUCAAGAGGGAUGAAACCUACAAGGGAAAGACUACGAAUGGGUUGAAGAGCCAAAACAUAGCCAACUUUAGAGAUCGUUAUUUCAAUGGCUUCAACGACCAAAGUAAAUAA